UCUCCUUCAUUUUUUUGACGUGUUUAAUAAAAAAGACGAUCAUCAAACAUGCUUGACAUCAACUUGCUUUUGGUUGAACGUGGUGGUAAUCCCGAAUUAGUUAAAGAAUCUCAAAAGAGACGUGGCGCUUCUACCGAAAUUGUAGAUGAAAUCAUUGCUGAAUACAAAGAAUGGACCACCAUUCAAUUCAAUAGUGACCAAAAGAAUAAGGAGGCUAAUGCUAUUCAAAAGGAAAUUGCCAAAAAGUAUAAGGCUAAGGAAGAUCCUAGUGAAUUAAUUGCUAAAAAGAAUGCCCUCCAAAAGGAAAAAGAAGCUCUUGUUGCUCAAGCCAAAGAACAAGAAAUUUCUUGGAAGAAUAAGUUAAAUCUUCUUGGUAACAUUGUUCAUUCUUCUGUUCCUACUUCUAUGGAUGAAGAUAAUAAUGAAGUAAUCCGUACUUACAAUCACAAUGGUGUUGAGCCUGUUAAGAGAACCGACAUCAUGUCACAUCAUGAAGUUCUUAGCCGUUUAGACGGUUAUGAUCAAGAUCGUGGUGCCAAGAUUGCUGGUCAUCGUGGUUACUUCUUGACAAAUGUAGGUGUUGACCUUAACUUGGCUUUGAUUAGUUAUGGUCUCAACUUCCUCGCCAGAUAUGGUUAUAAGAAGUUACAAACUCCUUUCUUCAUGAAUAAAGAUAUGAUGGCCAAGACUGCUCAAUUAUCACAAUUUGAUGAAGAACUUUAUAAGGUUUCUGGUGAUGGUGAAGAUAAGUAUCUUAUCGCUACUUCUGAACAACCCAUUUCUGCUUUCCAUGCAGGUGAAUGGUUCGAGAAGCCUUCUGAACAAUUGCCCCUUAAAUAUGCUGGUUAUUCUACUUGUUUCCGUAAGGAGGCUGGUGCCCAUGGUAAAGACACUUGGGGUAUUUUCCGUGUUCAUCAAUUUGAAAAGAUUGAACAGUUUGUUUUGACUGACCCCGAGAAAUCCUGGGAAAUGUUUAAUGAAAUGAUUGAACACUCCGAAGAAUUCUUUAAGAGCUUAGGUCUUUCUUAUCGUGUUGUUGCUAUCGUUUCUGGUGCUUUAAAUAAUGCUGCUGCUAAGAAGUACGAUUUAGAAGCCUGGUUCCCUUACCAAGGUGAAUACAAGGAGCUUGUCUCUUGUUCAAACUGUACCGAUUAUCAAUCUCGUAACUUAGAAAUUCGUUGUGGUGUCAAGAAGAUGUCUGAUCGUGAGAAGAAAUAUGUUCACUGUCUUAACUCUACACUUUGCGCUACUGAAAGAGCUAUGUGUGCUUUAUUGGAAACCUGGCAACGUGAAGAUGGUUUGGAAGUUCCUCCUCCUUUGGUUCCCUACAUGGAUGGUAAGACCUUCAUUCCUUACACCAAGCCUAGACCCACUCAAAAGAAAUAAAUAUUAAAUAUUUAAUACAAUUGUAAUAAAACUAAUGGCAUCUCUUUUAUAAACAUCA
This is a messenger RNA of Cokeromyces recurvatus, 1444 nucleotides long. RefSeq names its product seryl-tRNA synthetase. Gene Ontology annotation, biological process: seryl-tRNA aminoacylation. Gene Ontology annotation, cellular component: cytosol. Gene Ontology annotation, molecular function: ATP binding; serine-tRNA ligase activity; tRNA binding. NCBI's taxonomy places the organism in Eukaryota, Fungi, Mucoromycota, Mucoromycetes, Mucorales, Mucoraceae. The coding region runs from base 49 to 1386 and encodes 445 amino acids. The transcript has 4 exons. The record is from RefSeq and is a predicted model, not a curated record.